AUGAAUGAAUGCUACCAACGACAAGCAGAAGCUAGCAGGCCGCGUAAGGGUAAGGUUGCAGCAGCAAGAGUGGAUCAAGAAUGUUCCAGGCAGAGUGGGUCGAAAUUAGAGUUUGGUGGUCCGAGCAAUGGAGAUACGAGUGGGCUGAUCUACAAAGAUAAUCAUAAUCAGCCUACUGUCUCUGCAAUCCCAACUCCUUGCAUAGUUGCUGAUCAAGAAGGUGCAGAGGGCGCCUCGUCUCCAGCAAAAACAAACUUGCCCGGCUGGGGUGGAGCCGGCUUCAGAAGCCAGGCUCGACGUGCUGCAACUGGCAAAGGCACGCAGAGCAGCAGAGUGGACAGACUGGCAGAACAUCUAGCAAAUGUGGAGAAGAGUGAUCACAAGCAUGUUGUGACUACACACCUCCAAAGUGACGCACUUAUAUGGCUCAAGGAUUACAAUGAUUCUGCGUUGCCCGAUGUUGAGGCAAAGGCGAAGGCGAUGGCGCGGGCCAACGAGAAGAUGAAGGCGCCACAUAUUUCAGGGUCUGUUUUGGAUCUCGUGUUGAAGGGGGGGAGGUUAUUGGCUGAAAUGAAAAAUUAA
Molecule: messenger RNA, 582 nt
Organism: Salvia splendens (bonfire salvia)
Lineage: Eukaryota; Viridiplantae; Streptophyta; Magnoliopsida; Lamiales; Lamiaceae
Exons: 3
Coding region: 1-582 (193 amino acids)
Source: RefSeq, a predicted model, not a curated record